This is a messenger RNA of Plasmodium vinckei vinckei, 387 nucleotides long. RefSeq names its product conserved Plasmodium protein, unknown function. The transcript has a single exon. The record is from RefSeq and is a predicted model, not a curated record. Lineage: Eukaryota; Apicomplexa; Aconoidasida; Haemosporida; Plasmodiidae. Bases 1 to 387 code for a protein of 128 amino acids.
AUGAUUUGCCUUAUAGUUAAGUUACUAAUUUUUUUGGUGGCUUAUAUAGUCCCUAGUGGAAUGGCUUUCCAUGGAAUGAAGAAUAAGAGAUAUGAUAUAGUAGAUUAUUUUUUAAAAUAUAUUUAUUUUUUUGUUGUAUUUGAGCAUUUAAUAACACCAACAUUCGGAAGAUUUAUUUCAGGAAUAAGCUGUUUUAUAUGGGGAAUAAUACAUUUAUCACUUUAUGUUGUUUUAAUUUUUCCAAAAUUUAAUUAUUUAAAUAAUAUUUAUGAAAAAAUAGCUAAACUAAAUGGUGAUAAUAAUAUUAGCUUUUAUUACAACAACUACAUUAUCUCUCCCUUAAAUUCAAAAGCUACUGCAAUUGUAAAAAAAUUGAAGGCAUUAUAA